AAAAUGGGGUAUCACCAUGUUGCCGAGGCUGGUCUCAAACUCUGGAGCUCCAGUGAUCCUCCCAGUUAAACCUCCCAAAGCGCUGGGAUUAUGGCAUGAGCUGCUGCACCCGGCCAGCUUUUACCUACAUUUAGUUACAAGUCUUCUUUUCUUUUUUUACCCAAGUGAUUUAAUUGUGAAAAAUAAGUCAAAGUAUUCUAGCAACAUAGUACUAAAACCACUGUGUCUGUCAAGGUUUGCAAUUUAUUUGUCUACAGUUAUUAUUUGUGUGGAAGUUCCUUAGCGUGUGUGUGAACAACAUGCAGAAGAAAGCCAGGAUUCUGUCCAGCUUUGGAUUCUGCCAUUUGUUAGUUCAGCUUCUGUUGAAUUAUAAAUGAUGAUUGUUCCAAUGACUCUUUUCUGUUAUGCAGUUUCUGAACCAGGAAGCUACCUGCUACCUGUUCCUGACAAUAGUAUUCACACAGGGGGAAUUGUGAUUUUACUAUAAUGCUUCUUUUAAGAAGACUUCUGUUAACAUUUAACAGAAUGCUGAUAUUUAAAUGUUUAUCCUGUACUUUGACACUUGGGAAAUCAAGUAUGUCAUAUAGGAGAGUAUUCCCUGGCUUUUAGUAAAUGUUUACCACAAGCAGUUUGGUCAUUUACAGUGAAUACCCUCUCAUAAUCAUGGCUGUUGUACAGCUGUUGCACUGUCUCAGCUUGAAAGACUGAACGUGGACAUUCAUUGAAGAUCAGAAUAAUGUAGCUUAGGGACAAAGCCAAAAAGAUUGCUUUGGUCAUUUUUUUUUUUUUGAAUGGAAAAGCAAAGACAGUAUUAUUGGGUCUGUUUCCUGUUAUCUAAUCAGUUUUAAGAGUUCCAGGUAGAAAUAAGACAUAUAAGUCAAGGCUUAAGAAUAAUAAAUAAGACAGUAGAGGAAACAUAUUCCAGUCUUGUGGAUCUUUCCUGGCCUACGGCAGAGAACCAAAUUGUUUACCAGCAAGCGAAUGACUCGGAACAAAAAUCUGCCCGUGCCAUGGGUUCACAGUGGAGAGGAUUGAUGCCACACCACUCUGGGGGUGCAUCGCACAACAUGGGACAGUCACCAUGGGAGAGGAGGAUUGAGUCUGGUGGUUUACACCACGCCACUGUGGAGCCUCCUCACUGGCAACGUGGGGCCCAGAAAACUAAUGAGAACACGUGUGGAGAGUGUUUCAAAUUGCCUACCACUUGUGAGCUGUAACUAAAGGACAGCUCUUACUCUUUUUAAGAGGCUCAACCUGGUACAGUUGUUAAGAUGUGUAGGAAGAAUGAUGAUGGAGACACAGCUGUUGUGGUUGAGAAAGACCAUUUCAUGGAGGAUUUCUUCCAUCAGGUUGAGGAGAUUAGAAACAGUAUUGAUAAAAUAACUCAAUAUGUUGAAGAAGUAAAGAAAAACCACAGCAUCAUUCUUUCUGCACCAAACCCAGAAGGAAAAAUAAAAGAAGAGCUUGAAGAUCUGAACAAAGAAAUCAAGAAAACUGCAAAUAAAAUUCGAGCCAAGUUAAAGGCUAUUGAACAAAGUUUUGAUCAGGAUGAGAGUGGGAACCGGACUUCAGUGGAUCUUCGGAUACGAAGAACCCAGCAUUCGGUGCUGUCUCGGAAGUUUGUGGAAGCCAUGGCGGAGUACAAUGAGGCACAGACUCUGUUUCGGGAGCGGAGCAAGGGCCGCAUCCAGCGCCAGCUGGAGAUAACUGGGAGAACCACCACAGACGACGAGCUGGAAGAGAUGCUGGAGAGCGGAAAGCCGUCCAUCUUCACUUCCGAUAUUAUUUCAGAUUCACAAAUUACUAGACAAGCUCUCAAUGAAAUCGAGUCACGUCACAAGGACAUCAUGAAGCUGGAGACCAGCAUCAGAGAGCUGCAUGAGAUGUUCAUGGACAUGGCUAUGUUUGUGGAGACUCAGGGUGAAAUGAUCAACAACAUAGAAAGAAACGUUAUGAAUGCCACAGACUACGUAGAACACGCUAAAGAAGAAACAAAAAAAGCUAUCAAAUAUCAGAGCAAGGCGAGAAGGAAAAAGUGGAUAAUUAUUGCUGUGUCAGUGGUUCUGGUUGCCAUAAUCGCUCUAAUUAUUGGCUUGUCAGUUGGCAAAUGAUGGUGUGGAUAACGUCAGUGUGCAUGCCUCUCUGCCAGGGUGGGAAAAAUGAUGUUCAUUAUUAUUUGUGUAAUUAUUUUGCUUGUGAUCCUUGGAAUUAUCCUAGCAACAACAUUGUCAUAGCUACCAUAUCCCAAGAGCCAUUUAUUCUUGGAGACUCAGACCACAUCUGCAACCAGAUCAGCAUCCUGUCAUUUCGUGAAUGAAUCUCAGACGCUGUAACCCGGCAUUGAGUACUGACCUUUUAAUUUAUGAAUUCGUGGUAGAAGCACAACCAAACGUCUUGUUCAGUGAAAGCGCCGUAAGCACAGUGGGUGUGGUGCGUGACCCUGCAUGACACACUACGGAAUGUGAGCAGUGGGAGACUUCUCUCACUGGCCUUGAAAUAAGAGAAUAUUGAACAUUUUAAUAUUAAAAAUAUUUCAGUGUUACAAAUGUGCAUGAAGUUUAAUUAGGAAGGAAUGCUUUAUGUUAUAAAGCUUUUUUUUUAAUUUUUUGAGAUGGAGUCUCGCUUUGUCACCUAGGCUGGAGUGCAGUGGUGCGCUCUUGGCUCACUGCAGCCUCCACCUCCUGGGUUCAAGCAAUUCUCCUGUCUCAGCCUCAGAGUAGCUGGGAUUACAGGCACGUGCCACCACGCCCAGCUAAUUUUUUGUAUUUUUUUUUUUAGUAGAGACGGGGUUUUACCAUGCUGGCCAGGCUGGUCUCAAACUCCUGACCUCGUGAUCCACCUGCCUCAGCCUCCCAAAGUGCUGGGAUUACAGGCGUGAGCCACCACGCCCGGCCGUUCUGAAGCUUUUGGACCUCAGGUCUAAGGCUUCCUUUCCCCCCUCCCAGCUAGUAUGUGCUAAUUACGAGGCCUUUUAUACUGUUGUGUUUAUUUCCUGUUGGAAGAAAUAAUUUUUAUCACAGGUUUUUGUAAGAUAUCUAUAAUUUUAAAUGUUGAUAAAUUGUUUAAUAUAUUAGCAUCUUACCCCAUUUUUAUAUACUGAGUGUGGCCUUUUGAGUGAAACAGGAAGCUUCAUGGUGUUGGAGCCACCUUUUACCAUUGUUUACAAAGUUUCCCCUUGUCACAGAAAACAUUGGUUGCAAAGCCCCUCAAAGCCCCUCAAAGCCCCUCAAGUGCCUUCUGUGAGUUUAGAUGUGCUGGUGCCUCCGGAAAAGCCUCGGCCUCAGCUCCAUUUCCGCCUCUUCCCUCCCUGGGAUAGUGAACGGUUACUUGGUUACUGCACUGUAAAGACCAUGGUCUCUUUUCACUAAAUAAGAGAUUCGAGUUUCCCAGUUUACAUGAAUGAAGUUUGAAUUUAAGAAGGUGGCGAAACCGAGGUUCAGUACUCUGGGGACUCGAGGGAAUCAUUCCUGAGACAUGGAGUAAUUCUUAUCAAUUUAAACUGUUGUACAGAUCACGUACUUGUUGUUAAGCACCUAAUGUUUUGCUGAACUUUAAAGUUAAUUUCCCAAAUGUGUAGGAAUUCAUGAUAAUUAAACCGUUUUAUUGUUCAUUUUUUUUAGUAGAAGAACAUGACUUAUUUUUAGACUUGUAAAAUGUAUGAACUGGUGAAUGGACAUCUGUUAAGAGAGUAACUGGUCAGAAUUUUAAAGGAGUGCAUGAAGGAUGCCCCAAAUAUCAUUAACUCUUGUGACUCCUGUAUGUGAUGGUAUAAGCAUGUGACUUUUAACACUGUUUGGUUUGAAACUAAUGUACAGAUGCCUGAUUCCAAACAGUAGGUGUGGAGAAUAUUGAACAGCUUAAAAGCCGCGUCCCUUACUGAACGCAAUUCCGAAUCUCCCUCAUCCGUGACGCGUCCGCUGAUCACUCGAUGGUGGUCACUGUGUGGCAGAGUUGUUAGGGGAAUUCUGCCUCUGACUGUUUUUUUUCUUUUGGUCUUUAAACACCCUGUCGUGGGAUGUGCUCACUGCUUUGUGGCUUCGUUGAGGGUAUCACUUGUCUUGCGGGUUUUCAAUAUUUCAGGAUCACGCUGGUGGCGGCAGGACUCCACGCCUGCGUGGAAUCACGUCCACGGGGGACCUGCCUCCCGUGAUGUCCCACUUUUCCUUCAAGCUCUGUCAUAUGAGUCCUCCCCUUUUACAACACUUAUUAUGGUAUUUUUCAAGUUAUUCAUCUUAGAUUUGCAGUACCUGCUGACAUUUGUGUUUUUAUAGUUGAAGUUAUGAAAAUGCUAUUUGAUUUGUAUUUAGAUAUUGAAGUCACUUGUCCAAUGACGUGUAUGUUUAAGCCUCAUGUACAGAUUUGAAGUCAGACUUAAAAAUGUAUUUACAGAUUCACUUGUGACUUUUUAAUCAGUUCUUCAAAUAUGUCAUGUUUACAUUAAAAAUUUCCAGAGAAGCAUAAAAGUAUUCACUUCCUGCUUUGUCAUUUCUGGAAAGAUUUUGGGGAGAUAUUUUAUUGCAUAUUCAUUAAUAAAUUGUUCUACUAGGAAAA
Piliocolobus tephrosceles (Ugandan red Colobus) is the source of this 4551-nucleotide messenger RNA. It is a transcript of the gene STX2, whose product is annotated as syntaxin 2. Gene Ontology annotation, molecular function: SNARE binding; SNAP receptor activity. Bases 1272 to 2111 code for a protein of 279 amino acids. The record is from RefSeq and is a predicted model, not a curated record. The transcript has 12 exons. Lineage: Eukaryota; Metazoa; Chordata; Mammalia; Primates; Cercopithecidae. Gene Ontology annotation, biological process: synaptic vesicle fusion to presynaptic active zone membrane; exocytosis; intracellular protein transport. Gene Ontology annotation, cellular component: endomembrane system; SNARE complex; presynaptic active zone membrane.